Messenger RNA from Chaetura pelagica (chimney swift), 2905 nucleotides. RefSeq names its product FCH domain only 2 (gene FCHO2). The record is from RefSeq and is a predicted model, not a curated record. Bases 34 to 2397 code for a protein of 787 amino acids. Gene Ontology annotation, biological process: clathrin coat assembly; clathrin-dependent endocytosis; synaptic vesicle endocytosis. The transcript has 25 exons. Lineage: Eukaryota; Metazoa; Chordata; Aves; Apodiformes; Apodidae. Gene Ontology annotation, cellular component: plasma membrane; cytoplasm; clathrin-coated vesicle.
AGAAACAGUGGCUUUGAUGUCCUCUAUCACAACAUGAAACAUGGACAUUUGUCAACAAAAGACUUAGCAGACUUUAUAAGAGAAAGGGCUACAAUAGAGGAGGCAUAUUCAAGGUCAAUGACAAAACUAGCCAAAUCAGCAAGCAAUUACACACAACUUGGGACAUUUGCACCAGUUUGGGAUGUUUUCAAAACUUCAACAGAAAAACUAGCAAGCUGUCACUUGGAUCUUGUGCGAAGAUUACAAGAGCUAAUAAAAGAAGUUCACAAGUAUGGAGAUGAACAAAUCAAAGCUUAUAAAAAGACUAAAGAAGACGUUUCAGGAACAUUGGAAGCUGUGCAAAAUAUUCAAAGUAUCACUCAGGCCUUACAGAAAUCAAAGGAAAACUACAAUGCAAAGUGUGUUGAACAGGAACGUUUGAAAAAGGAAGGAGCAACACAGAGAGAAGUUGAUAAGGCAGCAGUUAAAUCAAAAAAAGCUACAGAUACCUAUAAACUAUAUGUGGAGAAAUACGCUGCAUUUAAAUCUGAUUUUGAACAGAAAAUGACAGAAACUGCACAGAAAUUUCAAGACAUUGAAGAAACACACCUUCUUCGUAUGAAAGAGAUUAUAGAGUCAUUGUCAAAUACCAUAAAAGAAAUUCAUUUACAAAUAGGAGAGGUGCAUGAAGAGUUUAUUAAUAACAUGACAAAUACUACAGUUGAGAGUUUAAUACAGAAAUUUGCUGAGUCAAAAGGAACUGGCAAGGAAAGACCUGGCCCUAUUGAUUUUGAAGAAUGUAACACAUCCAAUGCAGUAGAAGGGAUAAAACCACGGAAGAGAAAGCCUUUUGGUUUAUCAGGAAGAAUGAAAAAAGAAAAAGAUACUGAAUCUGUGGAAUGUCCAGAUGCAGACUCAGUUAACAUUCCUGAUGUAGAUGAUGAAGGAUUCAGCAUUAAACCAGAAACAACACAGGAUACCAAAGAGAACCAUUUCUAUUCAUCCAGUGAUUCUGACUCUGAAGAUGAUGAACCCAGGAGGUUCCACGUAGAAAUUAAACCUGUCCAGCCAAAUAAUAGCUCUCAAUAUAACAUGCCUUCCUUGGAUGAACUAAAAGUAUCUAUAGGAAACAUCACUCUUUCUCCAGCAAUAUCUAGACACAGUCCUGCACAAACGAAUCGAAAUUCAUCCAGUGAAGAGCUAGCAAAAUCAAAGCUUUCUGCUCCAACUAAUGAAAAGGGGAACAGUGACCUCCUGGCAUGGGAUCCACUCUUCAACAGUUCUCUUGAAUCUUCUUCUUCAGCUUCCUUGGCAUCCUCAUCCUCCUCAGCAAGGCCCACAACUCCUCUUUCUGUAGGCACCAUUGUACCCCCUCCAAGGCCUGCUUCAAGACCAAAGCUGUCUACUGGGAAACUUAGUGGGAUUAAUGAAAUACCUAGGCCAUUCAGCCCUCCGCUGACCUCUAACUCCAGUCCACCUCCUGCAGCACCCUUGGCACGUGCAGAGAGCAUUUCCUCAAUAUCCUCUUCUGCUUCCCUCAGUGCAGCAAACACACCUACAGUUGGUGUUUCACGUGGUCCCAGCCCUGUCAGCCUCGGAAACCAGGACACCUUGCCUGUUGCAGUAGCCCUAACUGAAUCUGUUAACGCCUACUUUAAAGGAGCAGAUCCCAUGAAAUGUAUUGUGAAGAUUACUGGUGAUAUGACAGUGUCAUUCCCAAGUGGGAUUAUUAAAGUCUUCACCAGCAACCCAUCUCCAGCUGUGCUCUGCUUUAGGGUAAAAAACACAAGCAAACUGGAGCAGAUUCUUCCAAAUGCACAACUUGUAUACAGCGAUCAGUCACAAAGUGACUCCAGUACUAAGGAUUUUUGGAUGAACAUGCAAGCUAUAACUGUCUACCUCAAGAAAUUAUCAGAGCAGAAUCCAUCUGCAUCCUAUUACAAUGUGGAUGUUUUAAAGUAUCAGGUAUCUUCAAAUGGCAUCCAGUCCACUCCCUUGAAUCUUGCAACCUACUGGAAAUGUAAUGCUAGCACUACUGAUGUGCGAGUGGAUUAUAAAUACAAUCCAGAAUCUAUGAAUGUGCCUAGUAUGCUGUCUAAUGUCCAGGUUGUGGUUCCAGUAGAUGGUGGAGUAACAAACAUGCAAUCACUCCCACCUGCAAAAUGGAAUGCAGACCAUAUGAAAGCAUAUUGGAAAAUAUCUAGUAUCUCAGAGAAGUCUGAGAAUGGAGGCUCUGGGUCCCUCAGGGCGAAAUUUGAACUUUCAGAGGGACCCAGUACACCAGCAACACUUGCAGUGCAAUUCAUUAGUGAAGGAAGCACCCUUUCAGGAGUAGAUGUAGAGCUCGUAGGCACUGGCUAUCGGCUUUCCCUCCUCAAGAAGAGGUUUGCCACUGGACGGUAUAUGGCAGACUGCUGAUGCACCUGUGAAAGUCAUUGGAUCGAAGAGAGUGCAAGAAGCUCACUCUCUACUACAAACACUAUUUUAACAUGCAUUAAUUUUUUUUAAAUGUUGACCUACUUUGAGGCUGAACUACAGAACAGAAAAUGCACUUUUAAAAGUCAUUUUGCAAACUUUUUAUUACUUUAUAAUAGCACUGAAGUUAACUUCAACACUGUCUGUAAAUGAUCAACUGCAAUAUUUGGGAAAAUUUGUUGAAAUGUUAGUAAAUUUAUAUAGAUGAAGUCAAAAUAUUAACCCAUAGUUGUAAUGAAAGUAUGAAAUUGUAUGCUAUACUGUAAACAUUAAACCUAAAAAUGUAGGAGAGCGAGUGAGAAAUAUUUGAGCUUUUUAUAAGUAAUAUUAAUUUGUCAGAUUCUUUAAUUGCCAGUUUUUAAAGUAAGCAGAGGCAAAGUUUCAUGUAGUUCUUCUAUCUAGUCUUGCCACAAAACCAGCUGAGUUAGAAAUGUAUACAAAUAUGUAACUU